This is a messenger RNA of Diversispora eburnea, 272 nucleotides long. The record is from the annotation of a GenBank genome assembly. Lineage: Eukaryota; Fungi; Glomeromycota; Glomeromycetes; Diversisporales; Diversisporaceae.
AAGAGCAAACCACGCGUGAAGACUUAAUUGAAGCUCUCAAAAAUGCAAGUCUUGAUUUUCAAAGUGUUGCAAGAGCAGAAAAAAAGAAAGAAACAUUAAAACAAAUACAAGAAGCAGAGGGAAAUAAUGAAAUUAUCACAGAUAGCACAGAAAUUAAAGAUACAGCAAAAAACCAUUUCUGUAACUGGACUAGAAAACGCAAUAUGAAUGAAAAUCUCAUGGAAAAAUGGAAAACAACAUAUAACCUAAGAGACGAGAUUGAGGAAAAAUGA